AUGAAAAGUUGGACUGGAAAUAACUCGCCUGCUGGGAGUCGUUCCCCAACAUCAGCUAAUAGCCCAUCAUCUGGAAGCAGUAAUUCACCACCUCAGCAACCUAUCAUAUUCGUACCUGCACAACAGCAAUCAUCAUCUCCACAGCCCAGUUCCCCUCAACAGCUUCGCUCUCCCAAUUCCUCACAUAAACCUGGUGGUGAGAGAGACAUGCCAAGAGCUGGACCUAUCAAUCGCCUGAAAAAUGCAACCAGAGAUCAGAUACCUGUUAGCAAAUCACCCAGACGUCAGAAAUCAUCUCGAUUCUAUGCAAAAGAAAAGAUUCAGUUGGAAAGAACGCCAGGAUUUCAUGAAAUACCGCCUCAUUUGAGAGGUGAUUUACUCAUACAAAAGUUGCGCCAAUGUAUGGUGAUUUGUGAUUUCUCAGAUCCUUCCUCCGAGCUAAACGAAAAAGAGAUUAAGCGUCAGACAUUACAAGAACUGUUGGAAUACGUUGGUAAUAAUCUGGGUGUCUUGACAUCAGAGGCACCUUAUCCGGAAAUUGUCAAACUAUUUGCCAUCAAUCUGUUUCGAACAAUUCCACCUCAAGUCAAUCCAACAGGUGAUGCUUACGAUCCAGAGGAAGACGAGCCAGUGCUAGAACUAGCUUGGCCACAUUUACAAAUUGUAUACGAGUUCUUUUUACGAUUCCUCGAGUCGCCCGAUUUCAACAUCAAUUUCGCCAAACGCUACAUUGAUCAAAAAUUUAUCUUGCAAUUGCUCGAACUAUUUGACAGCGAAGAUCCUAGAGAAAGAGAUUUUCUCAAAACAACAUUGCAUCGUAUCUAUGGCAAAUUUCUCAACUUGCGUGCUUUUAUCCGCAGAUCAAUCAACAACAUUUUCUUCCAAUUUAUUUAUGAAACAGAACGACACAACGGCAUCGCUGAAUUACUCGAGAUCCUGGGCAGUAUUAUCAACGGAUUUGCCUUGCCACUAAAAGAAGAGCACAAGCAAUUUCUUCGACGUGUGCUAAUCCCAUUGCACAAGGUGAAGUCGCUGGCCGUAUACCAUCCUCAGUUGGCCUAUUGUGUGGUUCAAUUUCUGGAGAAGAAUAAUGCAUUGGCACAGGAAGUAGUGAGCGGUCUAUUAAGGUAUUGGCCCAAGGUGAACAGCCCCAAAGAAGUGAUGUUCCUAAACGAGCUAGAGGAGGUCAUGGAUGUCACCGAGAAUUCCGAUUUUCAGCAAUUCAUGGUGCCUUUAUUCACAAAAUUAGGGCAAUGUGUAUCCAGUACUCAUUUCCAAGUAGCUGAAAGAGCGCUUUAUUUCUGGAAUAACGAAUAUUUCGUCAAUUUGAUGGCUGAGAAUAUGAAUGUGCUUAUGCCCAUUAUAUUCCCCACGCUCUACAAGACGUCGAAGACUCACUGGAACAAGACAAUUCUCGGGUUGGUCUACAAUGCGCUGAAAUUAUGCAUGGAUAUCAGCCCCGAAUUGUUUGAUGAGUGUGCUAAUCAAUACAAACAGCAACGACAAAUUGAAAGAAAGAGGCAGCGAGAAAGAGAGGAAAACUGGAAAACGCUGCAGCGUAAAGUGUCUGGUACCAGUGCAGUUACCAUUACAACAUCUGCCGACAAUGAAUUCUACAACUUUUCGUUCCCUUCAAGACCGAAUUUUGACGAUGAGGAGGACGGCGAUGAGGAAGAGGAUGUGUAUGAAGAUCAAGAUCAUGAUCGACAAGCACAGGAAUUUGAUAUCAUGACUGACGAGGAAACAGAUGGUGAAUUGGAUCACAGUAGCAGCCAGCAACACGAGGAGCAUCAUGAUGUGAUUCACCCUGACAUGCAACAAUUUGACUCAGGACCUCAGCAACAGUAUCAACAAUUUAGACGUAAAUCUAUUAUACCCGUCGAUGAAACUGUCUUUAACGAAUUGUCUCGCCAUAUCAGUCUGGAUGAAGUGAUGAACCAAGCUCCAGGAGCAGCUUCUUCAUCAGCAGCAAGCAGCCCAAUAGAUAAUAGCAACAGCUUUUAG
Molecule: messenger RNA, 2004 nt
Organism: Mucor velutinosus
Lineage: Eukaryota; Fungi; Mucoromycota; Mucoromycetes; Mucorales; Mucoraceae
Exons: 8
Coding region: 1-2004 (667 amino acids)
Biological process (GO): signal transduction
Cellular component (GO): protein phosphatase type 2A complex
Molecular function (GO): protein phosphatase regulator activity
Source: RefSeq, a predicted model, not a curated record